AUGUCCGGGGCUGGGAUUCAAUCAGGGGAGUGGAAGGUGGUGGGGGUGCGGUAUAAGCACUACGAGGAUUUAAUUUGUUUUUCUCAUUUUGGGGAUGUAGCUCCACGGUGCCACCGCUACUCCCAGCCUCCCGCCUCUGUGGACCUUUCAAUUUGCCAGAUUAGUUUCGCUAUUGUUCCCCGGCCGUGUCCCGGAGUCAAGCAGCAACCUCCCAUCGCCAUGGUCCCUGUGUGUUCGCCACCGUCCCUGUGUGUUCGCCACCGUCCCUGUGUGCUCGCCACAGUCCCUGUGUGUUCGCCACCGUCCCUGUGCUCUCCUGUACCAUCACCGGCUUUUUAA
Messenger RNA from Knipowitschia caucasica, 339 nucleotides. Lineage: Eukaryota; Metazoa; Chordata; Actinopteri; Gobiiformes; Gobiidae. The record is from the annotation of a GenBank genome assembly.